AUGGCUAUCACGGCUUCCCCAAGCAGCGGUGGGAAAGUCCCCGCAGAUGGGGCGAGUGCUAUGGCUAUCAGACAAAUCAUCGCCAGUGUUGUAAUGCCUACGAUCGCCAUCAUAGCGACUGGACUCCGGUUCUUAGCGCGAAGGAUGAGACGGGCGAAGCCGGGAAUUGAGGAUUGGUUAAUUGUCGGAGGUUCAGUAUGGACGAUUGGAUAUGGAAUAUGUAAUAUACUAUCGGCCACACUAGGUGCAGUUGGAUGGUCAUCUGCAGUGCUAGUUGAGGCUGGCCAGAACGAUCAUGUUAUUGCUCAACUCGAGCUUGCCAUUGCUGGCCAGGUCCUCUACGCAUUGGCGCUUGGGUGCGUCAAAGUCAGUAUCUGUUUGCAAUUGAUUGGGAUCUUUAGGAUCCACCGGUUGUUCCGAUCGUUAGCAUCUGUCGUUCUCAUACUCAGUAUCUGCUGGUCUUUCCAGACGAUUCUAAUCGCAUUCCUGAUCUGCCGGCCUCUCUCACGCAACUGGGUCAAGCAGAGCGAAGGAACCUGCGGCAACAUACACGGAGCCUACAUUGCAAUUGGAAUCGUGGAUAUAUUUACGGAUACAUUGAUCUUCUUGCUACCAAUCCCAAUGAUCCAGACACUCCAGGUGCCAACGCGCACCAAAUUGGCGACCAUGGCCAUCUUCGCCCUGGGCGGGUUGACAAUUGGUGCGGGCAUCACACGAAUUGUGGAGGUGUCGCGUGUCGAGUUCAACCCCUCCGACGUCGAGCCAGGCGUCAAAUUUAUCGUGUGGUCCAUCGUGGAGCCCAGCAUCGGAGUCACAGUUGCUUGUAUGCUGGUUAUGAGGCCGUUGUUUGUGCGGAUCAGUGAAAGUCUCUCAUCGUGGGCCCCGUGGAAGACACAGAACAGCGAUCAAGGGAACAAUUAUGCCGGAUCUGAAAAGGUACUCCAAGGAAAGCAGCGCUUCACGAGCACGAUAAGUCAUCAGUUCGUCAAACUAUAUCCUGAAUUCAAUGGGACCCUCCUGAACAGCAUAACAUCUGCGAACGAAGGGUCUAUCAACAUCUCCCUGAACCGGGAUCAAGAACGAGAUGGAGUAUCCAGUCAUUCUGAUCAUCAAACAGUAGCAUCUUCGUCAUCUGGCAAAGAACAGUUCCCUAUACAUGUGGUUUGA
Paecilomyces variotii is the source of this 1167-nucleotide messenger RNA. RefSeq names its product putative integral membrane protein. Lineage: Eukaryota; Fungi; Ascomycota; Eurotiomycetes; Eurotiales; Thermoascaceae. Bases 1 to 1167 code for a protein of 388 amino acids. The transcript has 3 exons. The record is from RefSeq and is a predicted model, not a curated record.